Messenger RNA from Fraxinus pennsylvanica, 1167 nucleotides. NCBI's taxonomy places the organism in Eukaryota, Viridiplantae, Streptophyta, Magnoliopsida, Lamiales, Oleaceae. The record is from the annotation of a GenBank genome assembly.
AUGGCUUUAGCCACAAGUAGAUCUUCUGUGUUCGAUCAAGGAUCUGUGGAGGUGAACCCGUUCACCGUUAAUACAUCGGACCGGUCUUCACCACCUACACAACUGUUCAUCGUUGCACCGGUUGAAGAAAAUACGUAUCCAGUGCUACUUUUUUGUCAUGGAUUUUGCAUCAACAACACUUGGUACUCUCAACUUCUGCAACAUAUAUCUUCCCAUGGUUACAUUGUUGUUGCACCUCAGUUUUACCAUUGUAUGUUAGUCUCCAUAACGAAAGAAAUCGAGAUAGCAGCCAAAGUAACUGACUGGCUAUCGACAGGCCUUCCACAAGUGCUGAAAGAAAAGGUCAAACCCGAUCUCUCCAAGCUUGCGCUAUCUGGCCAUAGCAGAGGUGGUAAGGUAGCAUUUGCCCUUGCAUUAGGCCAUGCCCCAACAAGUCUCGAAUUCUUGGCAAUACUAGGGAUCGACCCUGUUGACGGCUGGUCACCUUCCUCCCGGCCGGAACCCAAAAUCCUCACCUACGUCCCACACUCUUUCAAUCUUGAAAUUCCAAUUGGGAUAAUAGGUAUGGGCUUAGGGGACCAAUGGAAGGGCGUCAUCCCACCUUUUGCCCCAGACGGAGUCAACCACGCAGAGUUUUUUAACGAGAGUAAACCUCCUUGUUGUUACUUUCUUGCAAAGGAAUAUGGGCAUUGUGAUAUGUUGGAUGAAUCCAAGGCCUAUUUAGCAAGUUGGGUGUGUAAAAGUGGUGAGGGUUCAAAGGAAGACUUGAGAAGGGCUGUAGGAGGAAUUGUGGUUGCAUUUUUUAAUGCAUAUUUGGGAGAUGAAUCGAAGGAUCUUAAAGCCAAAUUUAAAAAGCCAAGUCUUAUAUAUUCUUCUUCUCUUUCUCCCAUUAUCGUAGAUGUGAAUAUGGAGAGCAGUGUAUCUUCUCAAUCUUCCAAAACCAUGUAUAUCUACUGCAUGAGAAUCCCAAUGACUGACAGGAGCAACGAAGAGCAAAUGAAGGUGCCCGAUACAGCUAGCGAUAACCCAGCUCCAGCAUCUGGCCCUGGUGCCGGUGCCAGAGACGGUGCAAAAUCAGCAUCCCGUGCCUUUACUGCAAAGGCUGCCAGAAAUAACACGAUGAAUAUGGUAACGGCCGCUCUUGAAAUUCCGAAAAUUGCCAUUUGA